CUGGGUUCGAGUCCAGGUCGGGCCUCUCUGGGUGAAAUUUGCAUGUUCUCCCUGUGUCUGCAUGGGCUUUCACCGGGUACUUGGUUUCCUCCAACCUCCAAAGACAUGCUCGUUAGGCUGAUUGGUGACUCUAAAUUGACCCUAGGUGUGAAUGUGAGUGCAAAUGGUUGUUUGUCUCUGUGUUAGCCCUGUGAUUGGCUGGUGACCUGUCCAGGGUGUACCCCACCUCUCGCCUGAUGCCAGCUGGGAUAGGCUCCAGCAACCCCCGCAACACUAGUGAGGAUUAAGCGGAAUUAAAGAUGAGAUGGUCUUUAUCCAGAAUAAACUGUCCAUUGAUAACAUAACUAAAAUCACACAUAACCAUAAUAGAUAUGUUGCCUGUUUUUUCAGCUAUUUUGGACCAUUUGCUUUGGGACAGAUUUGUGUACCACUUUCCAGGACAAACUAACAAACCAAUAGCGAUCAUAGUUCUCUCGUGUCUGGCACUAGUGGGCAGAUAACAUUAAGUCCACCAUGGGUCGUAUUAGGAAUUAUCAGAAGUAGGAGCCCUCAGGCAAUGAGGCUGAAUAUGGAUAGAACACACCAGAUCAUUUUUAAAGACUAUUUGUAGAAAGCAGUUCCACUGAUAAUGGUAUUCUGAGUGUGCUUAUUGUCCAAGGAACAAAGACACUGAAAGGAAAAAGUUGUUGAAUUUUCUAAAUCUGAAUUUACUUUUUAAACUUCAGAAGCCUUUAGUACUUUAAGUGAGAAGAACGGUAAAAUACUAAUGUGAACAUAAUUUUAUGUAUUGGUCAGAGAACGUUUUAAACAUUAAACUUACAUUUCAUUUAUCCAGACACAUACGUCAUGCUGUCAGAGUGACGAUACUGCAAAUAUAGUGCUAUAUUGCCAUGUUUAAACACUUGACACAAAAAAAAUGUCAAUAUUGUGUUAUUGAGUCCUCCUGAGCCCCCCCUAAAAUAUUUCUUUCACUCAAGCCUCUCUCAAAAGUAUAUAUAGAAAAUAAGCAAUAACUGAAAGAAUUACUUCAGCCCUCAAAAGGCUUCACCAAAGCUCUUUUAUGGGUGCUCAACUUUGCUGAUAAAGCCAACCGACUCCCUUCAAGUCAGUGACUCAAGACCCAGUUCCAGCUCUCUGUGCAGCCAUACGCAAUGCGGAUACUCUGCCUGGCAGCACACCAAACUCUGACCAUUCCAAUUAAAUUUAGCCAAGAGUUAAGCUGUUUUUGUGUGUGUGCAUAAUGAAUUUUUUUCUUCAUCGGGCUUUAAGAUGGAAAUGACAGAAUUUGUCCGUCAUUAUAUUGCAAACAAACAAGUCAAUUUCAUUAUGACUGAGUUUUUGCGGUCACAGCCACUUAAUGGUUUUAGAUCAUGCUAUUUUAUUGCAUGACUACCUAGCUGUGCCUCAGUGAAAAUGCAAAGUAGGCCGUUCUCUUUAUUUAUGCAUUUUGGCCAAUACAUUGGUGAAUUUUUCUGUUCUGUAUUUCUGUCAUGGUGAACCAUCUUGUGUGCGGGGCCAUAUCUGUGUGUGUGGCCAGUAAUGUACUGGUGUCCCAUGGGAACAUUCAUCUGGUUUUCUUUAAACUAAUUGGCAGUGAGGGAGGAGAUGUGUGGGAUAAGAAAAGAAGGCAGAGACAGAAUAAGACAGACUGUGUGAGAGGAGGGACAAAUGGGAGAGGCUUAAUUGAAUGAAACCCUCUCCUGGUAUCAGAUGCUGUAAACAUGGAGGAAAUUUAAACCCAGGUCCAUUCCUUAUUGAAUCCCUCCUGAGGACCUUCUAACCUCUCUGUUUUCUCUUUUAUUGUUCACAAUAAUGCUGAUGUCUCGUACUCCUCCUUCAAUUUAAACAGAACUGAACCCUUAGACUGAAAUCAAUCUUCACCUAAACUGAUUAGCAACAUUUAGAUAGAGCAGCAUGCAUGAGGAUGAUAUUUUCAGGGCACCCACACUCCCUGGACACUCGCCUUGUAUUCAGCACUAGCACACACAGCAUAAUCCUGAUGAAGCAUCCUGCUUUUUAAACUCUGUCUCUCUGUGAGCUUUAAAUCAACCUUAUGGGCCAUUUCAGAAAUUACUUCCAUUAAGAACUGCAUACAUACACGUUUCCUCCAUUUGCACACUAAAAAAGAGAUCACAUGCAACCAUAGCUUCUGUUGAUCCUGCUGUUUCAAUUGUAAAAUUCUAGAAAUGGCAGAGAAAACGCAUCUUAUUAUCAAACAGUAACGUCAAAUAUUAAUCAGAAUAACUUGACUCAUAUGAGCUUUUAACUCAAAUAUGUCAGUAAAGCAUACCAUUAGGUUUAAUAAGGAAUAACUGAGAUCGGUUAUGAUGUACAUUCACAAGCACAAGCUUAGCUUAGCUUAGAUUAAAGAUAGCAUUUCAUUGUCCAAGCCAAUCAACACAAAUUAACACAUUAUCUCAUUUUCGAAUGAAAUAUAUAAAGUAUUGAUUAGUAAGUUUUAGAAGCCAUUGCUGAAUAAUUUCUAAUAUUAGCUGUGCUUUUUCCAUUCUCAAGACUAUAGACAGGGCACUUUUAUUUUAUUUCUGUUGUUACCAUUGUGCUGACAUCUAAAUUUCUGACCUUCUGACUUUUUCAGUCACAUACAGGGUGACAAAAGAACAUUCACUUUCCAAGUCAGUCAAAGGUGCAUCUACUAAAUAUUAAUUUGAGGGGAGUGAAUACUUUUAGGAUGAUCUAAUUUACAUAAUACAUUAUAAUUCAUUGACAUUGGAUUUUGUAGAAAGCUGUUUUCACUCUUACAGUAAAUGGAGGGACAAAUACUUUGCAUAGGCAUUUUAAGUAAAAAAAGGUGCAGAGCUUUGAUAAAUAUUUUUUUAAUCCCUGAUUAACUUACAGGAGAUCAUUUUCACUUUUGCUAUGGUAAUACCUAAUACCUGAAGCUUAAGUAAUAAAGACAGGAGUGAAAUCUGCCUCUUGUCAGCGUUUAAGAUGAGAAGCACUUGCAUGAUUAGAUGUCUUGCGAUCGAUGCAUCCUCUUCUCCUAAUCAUUAAGACAGCUCUUAACAGAUUACAGCCCCCUCCCAAACACACACAGCCUUUUCUCCUCCUCUCCCUGCUCCUUCUGUCUCACAUACUCUCUCUUUUAGCAGAUGAAGACUUGCCUCUCCGGCACUUCUUUUGCUUUCCCUUGGAAUUUCCAGUUCACCUAUUCAGGUUCAGGUGGAGUUUAUUUGGAUUCACCCGUACUUCUUCGAUGACCUGAGUGAUGAAUGGAACGGCGAAAUGAAAAUGAAAAUAUAAGAUAUUGUGGUAGAAAAAAAAGAGUGCAGUUGACAAAGAUGCGCCUGCUGAAAAUCUUUUGUCACUUUCUGCUUUUAUGUUUUGAUCCAUCUACAGCCACAAGCCUCAUUACAGCAGAUGUAUUUGAAGCCAGAGGCCAACGUGUGUGUAAGGCAGGGAAUGGGAGGCCAUGUUAUAAACUGGCCUAUUUCUCUGAGCUCCGCCGAAGGCUCAACUUCAUGGAGGCAGAGCUGGCAUGCAGACGAGAUGGAGGCCAGCUGCUGAGUGUGGAGUCCACGUCUGAGCAGAAGAUCAUAGAGCAGCUCAUCACGGAGCUUCGCCCCACUGAUGGAGACUUCUGGAUAGGUCUCCGCCGUAACCAUGGAGAUGAGGACAGCAACUCCGACUGCUCAUCACAGUACUACUGGCUGGACGGCAGCAAGUCCACCUUUAGGAACUGGCACUGGGAUGAGCCAUCAUGUGGCUAUGAGGUUUGCGUGGUAAUGUAUCACCAGCCAUCCGCUCCUCCUGGUUUGGGCGGACUCUACAUGUUCCAGUGGAACGAUGACAAUUGCGAAACCAAGAACAACUUCAUCUGCAAAUACACUGCAGAGAAACAACUAGAACCUUUACCUUCUCCAAACUCCACUCAAGCAGAUUUGCUCCCUUCACCAGUGAUGCCUCUGAAUCCAAGUGACCACAAUUUGGACAGAAGAACAGCUAUGAACUUGGUUUACAUCAUCAUUCCCACUAUUCCCCUCAUACUGCUGCUGCUGACAGUGACAGGAGUCUGCUGCUUCAAAAUUCUUGUUAGACGAAGGAGAAAACCGCAGAAAUCAGAAGUAUGCCAGACAGACCCAGGACUCUGUCUUAGUCCAACUCCAACUGACGUUUACAACGUCAUUCGCUCCCAGAAGGAUGACGACUUGGUUUCAGCUCGCCCGCACACCAAAAACACCUCUUUUUUAUGCUCCUCCCCUGACACACCGACGGGUGACUACGACAACCUUGGGGGUCGGGACACAGAGAGCGGCUUUGUGACUCUCGCAAGCACAGAGAGUUGCUUCCUCAACUUUGAUCUCAACGACCUCAGCCUUGGUCGUCGUGGCACCCAUGACCUCUACAACACCAGCUUGGGCAGCUCAGGAAAGAUGGAGUUGAACGACAGCAGCCUCGGUCGCACUGGCCACAGAGAGUUUUACGACAGGAGUCUAGGUCGACGUACAACUAAGAGUGAGCAUUAUGGCAGCAGUGUAUAUAGCGACCAUGGGCUUUAUGACACCAAUAUCAGAGCAGGGAGUGACCUCUAUGAUACCAAACUGAGGCAUGGAGGUCUCACAGGAAAGGCUGACCUGUAUCAGACAUACAUCACCAAUGGCAAAGAGGAGACUUUUCAAACUAGCCUCGGGACCUGCGGAAACAGAAAAUCCUACCAGGCAAACUUGAAUUGCUACAGAAAUGGCCUGAAUCUUGACAGUGGAAGGAGAUACUUCAAUGAGCAAGAAUGGAUGAACAGAGAAAACUACUGAUCCUGUAAACAGCUCAAAAAAAAUGUGUAAUUUUUUACCUCACAAUUCAGUCGGUGGCCUUUUAGUGGACAUCUGUGGGGUUAUUAGUUUGCAGUGUCUGUCUCCAUUCUUGGACAUUGUCCUUUAUGGAUAGACAGAAUUACCUCAAAAGUUGAAAAUAAGACAACACUGCUCCCCAUAUAUUUAUUUCUUAAAAAGUAAGUCACCUGUGUGGACAAAUGCUUUGAAGUCUUAAUUUCUUAAUUAAGUCUUAAUGUCAUAAAUUCUUCACACCAUUUUUACAGUUCUACAAACAGUCCAGAGGAGCAACUUGAAAACAGAUAAAAUGGCUCAAGUGAUGUCACUUGAGUUAGUAGGGCUUUACGACUGCCAAACCGAGUAAAGAAAAUCAUAGCUGGAGAGGUAGUAAGUUUAGAAGUAACAUCUGUAGCCUACACGUCAUCUCUGCUUGUGAUUUGUGAAUCAAAGUUAUAUUACCUGCUAUGAGAAUUGCACACACGAAUAUACUGCGGUCGAGUUGCAUUAUGAGUAAUGGAGGCAACAUGAUUUGUCAAGAAUGCAUUGAAUACAAAGGGAUGAUAAUUCAAAACCUUUUGGCCCUUAAAACAAAGGCAUUACAGAGGCUUAGUGCUAAAAAUGUGACACACUCUUUAACACAAGUCCCCUCAAUAAUAAUAAUCACUCUUACUGUAUGCUUCAGUCCGUUAUCCAUUGCUCUAACUUUAUUUUAAAUUAUCACAAACAAAUAAAUACUUAGUGCAUAUGACCCUGUAAAAAGAGUCAUGUGCAUAUUAAAUACAGCAUGGACACCAUACACAUGAAAACAUUACCAUAAUUUAGAUCAUGUGACUGUUUGGGAGAGACUUCGUCUAUAACGGUGUGUGUUGCAGCCUGUUUGCAUGGCUUUGUUAUGCUGCCCUUGCUUGGUAGGGUAAUUAUGGAUGUCAUUGACACUUGUGUUUGCUGUGCCUGAAGAUGCCAUUUUAAUCAAACCCAUGUUUAUACAGUAGACAGGCUACUUCCUACAGACUAAAACACAAUAGACCAAUUCUGUUUGAGGGAGCAACGGCUGGAUAUUUUGUAUGUACUGUAAGUGUGUUUUGACAUUGCAUCAAAUUGUGUGAUGUCUAGAACAGCGCUCUGGCAUAUAGUGAUGAAAUCAAAGAAACAAACAAAAAAGAAAAAAAAGUUUUUUUUUUAGUUGGUAAAGUGGUAAAUUCAGCUUCAGUGCCUGUAGCCUGACCACAAAAUAUGGCAUGACAUUGAAGAGAAUGAUAAAAUAUAUCAUUACUAUGAUUUAUUCCGAAUGUAUAAUCCUUCAACAUCUCUCCUGUAAGUGAGAGUGGUUUGUAUGUUUGUUACUUAAUGAAAUAAAAUAAGACUUGAACCUGUCA
Messenger RNA from Mugil cephalus (flathead mullet), 6163 nucleotides. RefSeq names its product layilin a (gene layna). The record is from RefSeq and is a predicted model, not a curated record. Bases 3231 to 4769 code for a protein of 512 amino acids. The transcript has 8 exons. Lineage: Eukaryota; Metazoa; Chordata; Actinopteri; Mugiliformes; Mugilidae. Gene Ontology annotation, molecular function: hyaluronic acid binding.